AUGGAAAAAAAAACACCAGCUCUCGAUGUGUGGACAUCAAUCGGCACAUACUUUUCGGGAUUCUCCCCCACAAACCAGGCCAAGUUUAUUGAGACAAUGGGAAGAGUGUCCAAGUCUACUUACACAAAGAAAGAAGUCGAAACAAUUAUUGUGAGCUGCACUAAACUUGAGGCUGACAACUGUCAGCUCAAGCACGAAAACGAACGAUUGCGAGAAAACAUCAAUGAUCUUGAAAAUGAUAUUAAAAAGAGCAGCACCCAAGCAAACCUGAUAGCGCGAACUCAACAAAAGAAAAUCGAUGAUCUCAAUGAAACUCAUAAGAAUAACGAGCUUCGUAUUGAGAGCUACAUGAUUAUGGAGCGUAAAUAUAAUGCUCUCUUGGAAGAUCUUAGUGCUACCAAAACUGAGCUUGCUCGCAUAAAACCGGAGCUUGAUAAAUAUAAGGACCUUAAAGAUAGACACAGACGGAUAUUGGUCCAAGUAAACGAGGCAAAUAAAAAGAUUGAAGCUUUCCAAAGCAUGGAAGAACACUACAAAAUAAUCUCAAAAAAGCUGCCUAUUGCUAACGGCCAGAUAGCCCUACUGAAUUCAGAGAAGAAAGAUUUAAAUUCGAUGGUAUAUCAACUGUCAGCCGCUCGACCGUAUCUAUAUAAUUGCAAGGUUCUGGAAGAUAUAGUCACGUCUAUUUCUGAACAAAUUAAUAAAGAAACGAUGUCUGAGGCAACAUGGAAGAAAUUCGACGUGUAUGGGUAUACUGUAGACAGCCAUUCUUUAAGUACCAAACGCCAAGAAAAGAUAAUAUUCCUAAGUAGCCAAUUGACCAUCGCAAGAGACCAUUUGGUUAAAACCAAGGAACUUGAAUCCAAGAUUGAGACUCUAGUGCAGAAGAUGUCUGUUUCGCAAGGCGCACUUAGUAUACCAAAGGGGACGGAAGACAAGGUUACCUUUCUCUUACGCCAAUUAGCCGACGCAGAAAAGAGAAUUGAUGAAAAAGAGAGCCUACAAGAAGAACUAGAGUCCCUUCGUGAUAAAUAUACUCUUAAAGACAUGGAGCUUUUUAAGGCUCAAAAUUCCUAUGUGAAACAAACCAAACAGUCCGAUAUAACCAAUAAAGCGCAGACGCGAAAAAUUAACUAUUUUCAGCAAAGGUUGGAGGAAGUAGAGAGUGACUUUACUAAGAGAAAGAAGUUUCUGAAUCCAAAAGACGAGGAAGUUAAUGCGUUUUUCUUCAGACAUUUCGGAGAAGGUCUUCCUGGAAUAAAAGCCUUGUGUACCAAAAAACCUGAUGGAAAACGUGGCUUUAGUUCGGGUGUCAUCAACUUACUUGUGGAGAAGAUUAUUAUAAACAACCUUCUCCGAGAUAUUUGUCAUAUGCCUUCUUAUUUUGGGGUACCAAGCGCCAUAGAAUAUCCUAAACUUUCGGAUUAUACACCUGAAAAGCAAACCCCAGAAUUUUCAAGUCAGUUCAGAAGAAACUUUGAAAAUCUAUUGAAAGACCCAAAGACUUCGGACGCAUUGAGGAAAAGAAGAGAAAAGGUUGCCAGUGUUCUGGUCAAACUCUUACACGAACUGUUCCCUGCAAUGAAUCCUUAUGUUACUCGCAAGAAGAUGAUGGAGAUUGUCGAAGCUGCGGCUGAAUUGAGUCUAUCGAUACACACUCAAGAUCUGGCUGUCAAUAUUGUAAAGCUGAUUGAAGGAAAAGAUCAGCUGCGAACAUACACAAAAACUCAAUUAGGCUCAAGUGCCGGGGCUAAAACAAUUCAGAUUGUUAUCUGUCCACCCUUCAUAGCAAACGAAGGUCAAAAAACCGAACAUGUACUAUUGGAAGGAAAGGUUAUAUGUCUCGAAAUCGUUACGGAUUCCAAUGAAGCUUCAGCUGAAAACUACAGUGAUAGUGACUCUGAACCAAUGGAAAACAGGAUGUAUAUGUAG
Molecule: messenger RNA, 1932 nt
Organism: Phycomyces blakesleeanus NRRL 1555(-)
Lineage: Eukaryota; Fungi; Mucoromycota; Mucoromycetes; Mucorales; Phycomycetaceae
Product: STAT transcription factor
Exons: 13
Coding region: 1-1932 (643 amino acids)
Source: RefSeq, a predicted model, not a curated record